AGGAAAAAGAACCCUGGAGUGACUGUGGGUUAACAGGAAAACUGAAUUUGUUCUUUACUGCAAUUGAAAGCACUGGAAAAUGUGCAAAGGAUUAGCCGCUUUACCCCAAACCUGCCUCGAAAGGGCCAAGGAGAUCAAGUCAAAAUUAGGAGUCUUACUGCAGAAGCCGGAAAAUGCCAUCGACCUCAUCAUCCCCUACCCUGAGAAGACUGAAAAGAAACCGGAGAAGCUCCAGAAGCCUGCUCCUGAAGAGGCUUCUCAAUGGCGUGAGAGUCUGGACCGGGUCCUGAACAACAGCUAUGGUCUGUCUGCCUUCCGUAGCUUCCUGCAGUCUGAGUUCAGUGAUGAGAACAUCGAGUUCUGGAUGGCCUGUGAGGAUUUCAAGAAGACCAAGAACCCAGCGAAGAUGGCUGCCAAGGCAAAGAAGAUCUACGAAGACUUCAUCCAGUCUGAGGGACCCAGAGAGGUCAAUAUUGACCACUUCACCAAGGAUGUGACCCUGAGGAACUUGGUGGAGCUUUCCCCUUCAACCUUUGACCUGGCCCAGAAGAGGAUCUAUGCCCUCAUGGAGAAAGACUCCUUUGGCCGUUUCCUCCGGUCUGAGCAGUACCAGGAGCUCCUGGUCAACUAAAUUGAGGAGCUAGGGCAGGGGUGGGUAGGUGGGGAGAUUUUAAACAGUAGCUAGAUGGUUUGAAAAAAAGAAAACUAAUGAAGAAUUUCGAUUAAAUAUUUAUAAUAAACUACAGUGUGUGUGUGUGCAAACUAUAAUCUGGAAGACUUUUGUUUUCCAAAAUCCAAAUUGUGAAUGUCAUAGAUAUUACAUUUCAAAAUUACAUUUUGAAUUCAGCUAAAGUGAAAAAAAUGCCUUUUGAAAUAGCCCCACCUUUCCACCCACCCACCCCCGCACACACACGCACGUUCCUAAAUUUGGACUCUAAAACUUGAUGGUUUCCUAGCAUGACCUCAAAUGUAAAUCAAAAUUUCCUUUGAAAAAAGUACAGGGAUGCACCAACACACACCAAUAUACACACUAAAUCUAUAUCAAAACAUGUAAAAGUAAUCUCUAUGGAAACCAGACAAAUCUUAACUAGGUCAGAAAGUUAGUUCUUCAGUUUGGGAUUUGAAAAUCAUCCUUUUGAAAAUAUCCCUUAUAACCAUAACCUAACAUAUAGUUGCACUUACUGCUUGCAUCACAGUGUUGGAACUUUGUCAGACAGAUUUAUCAUUAUGUGUAAGCUGGGCCCCAUUGUUUACCAUGCACCUUUGACACAUGGUGGUAGCAUGAAAAA
Molecule: messenger RNA, 1289 nt
Organism: Neolamprologus brichardi
Lineage: Eukaryota; Metazoa; Chordata; Actinopteri; Cichliformes; Cichlidae
Gene: rgs5a
Product: regulator of G protein signaling 5a
Source: RefSeq, a predicted model, not a curated record